Messenger RNA from Ambispora leptoticha, 246 nucleotides. NCBI's taxonomy places the organism in Eukaryota, Fungi, Glomeromycota, Glomeromycetes, Archaeosporales, Ambisporaceae. The record is from the annotation of a GenBank genome assembly.
AUGUAUGAUCCAGCUGGACCUGGUCCGACUUAUGACAACUUUCAGUCGGAAGUUCUCAUUCUAGCACAGAGACGCAUUAGUAGUGAUUGUACACAAAUUUGUUCCAUAUCAUUUGAUGAUAUUAAAGUGCUGGAAGACUUGCGUGAGCUAAAUAGGGAGCACGAAAAAUAUGCAGUUUUUGUGGAGUACAACCGAAUGAUCCUCCCACAAUUUCAGGAAUUAAAGAGUUUAAUGAAAUUAUGGUAA